This is a messenger RNA of Triticum turgidum subsp. durum (durum wheat), 1362 nucleotides long. Lineage: Eukaryota; Viridiplantae; Streptophyta; Magnoliopsida; Poales; Poaceae. The record is from the annotation of a GenBank genome assembly.
AUGUCUAGCUUCAUUGGUGUUCUUGUCUCUGAUCCAUGGCUUCAGAGCCAAUUCACCCAAGUGCAGCUUCGAACGCUCCAAACAAAAUUCACUUCCGCAAAGAGAUCGGAUGCUGAGCAUGUAACUAUAAAAGAUUUGCCGCCAGUGAUGGAGGAGCUUAGGGGCAUUCAGGAGGUUCUAACCGAGGAGGAUAUCACAAACUUUUUGAGCGAGUCUUACCCUGAUAUGAACCAGUCAAUCGAAUUUGAGCAGUUCCUUAGGGAGUACUUAAGCCUUAAAGCUAAGGGAACCAGCAAAUCAGGAGGCCAAAAGAACUUGAAGGGAUCAGUGUCCUUUUUGAAGGCAUCGACCACUACUCUCUUGCAUGUCAUUAAUGAGUCUGAAAAAAUUUCUUAUGUCAAUCAUAUCAAUAAUUUUCUCGGGGACGACCCUUUCCUGAAGAAUUUCUUGCCAUUGGAUCCAACAUCAAAUGAUUUAUUUAAUCUCAUUGGGGAUGGUGUUCUGCUUUGCAAGUUGAUCAACGUUGCUGUUCCCGGCACAAUAGACGAGAGAGCGAUCAAUACAAAGAAGGAUUUGAAUCCAUGGGAGAGGAAUGAGAACCACACUCUUUGUCUCAACUCUGCCGAGGCCAUUGGUUGUACUCUAGUUAACAUUGGGACACAAGAUCUGAUUGAAGCCAGACCUCAUCUAGUUCUUGGUUUGCUAUCCCAAAUCAUAAAGAUACAACUCUUAGCUGAUUUGAAUCUGAAGAAAACACCUGAGUUGUUGGAGUUGGUGGCUGAUGAUAACAGCAAGGAAGUAGAGGAUCUUGUCAACUUAGCACCAGAUAAGAUGUUGCUCAAAUGGAUGAACUUCCAUAUCAAGAAAGCAGGGUACAAGAAAACUGUAACAAAUUUCUCUACUGAUGUUAAGGAUGGUGAAGCGUAUGCUUACCUUCUCAGUGCCCUUGCUCCCGAGCAUAGCUCAACAACCCUGAUAGAAACUACAGAUCCUAAAGAAAGGGCAAAGAAAGUACUUGAAACUGCCGAAAAGCUUGAUUGUACAAGAUAUGUAACAUCUAAAGAUAUUGUUGAGGGUUCAGCAAAUCUGAACUUGGCAUUUGUUGCAGAAAUAUUCCAGCACAGAAAUGGUUUAUCAUCGAACAAUGUGGCUCCUGUCAUCGAAGAUACCCCUGGUGAUGUUAGGACAGGAUCCGUUCUGCUGGUGGUGCUUGACAAAACAAAAAGCUAUGUUUCCUUGAUUCUUUCCACUGCAUAUGGUAUUUUUUGCUACCUGAUGAACCAGUCGCAUUUGUUUUUUCUCUACCUCCGGCGAAAUUUUCCAAGGGGUUCAAACAGAAUUCCACGAGAAAAACCGGAAUAG